Molecule: messenger RNA, 834 nt
Organism: Aspergillus homomorphus CBS 101889
Lineage: Eukaryota; Fungi; Ascomycota; Eurotiomycetes; Eurotiales; Aspergillaceae
Exons: 1
Coding region: 112-654 (180 amino acids)
Source: RefSeq, a predicted model, not a curated record
UUUUGAAUUCUUGAACCUUCUUAAUCGCGAACAUCACCUCGUUCGCGUACAAAUUCAGACCGGACCGCUUUGGAAAGCCAACCCGGAGACACUCCCUCAAAUCCGUUCAAAAUGUUGAACACCUUCUCGAAGCUUGCUGCCCGCGGUGACAGUAGCGAUGGGCUCUCUCCCGCCAUGGUCGACCUUUUAAUCUCUCUCCUGGUGCUCGUCCUGCUCGGUCUCGUCCUAGUCGGAGCCCUGCUUGUUCUCCGUCGUAAGCGAAUUGGUCGCGGACACUCCGACCUUCCCGUCCACAAUGGGCAAUGUGUCCCUAGUCACCGCCGCUACACGGUGUCCGCUUCGCCCAAUGCUAAGACGGAGUCGGUGCUGGUGUACGAUGAGAAGCGCAGUCUCAUUGAGAACUCCUCGAGCCCCCCAUCCAGCCCGGUCCCCGAAAUUCGCAUCACUUUCCCAGAGGAGGAAGAUGAGUCUGGAAAGCGCAAGUCCGGCCGUGUGGUGGUGGUGCGGAUCAGUGAUGCCGGCAGUGUUGGUCUGGAACCCUGCAACGACGAGUUGCCGCCUUAUCAAACGAGCGAUGCUGAACGGUUCCAAUCUCUGGAUAUCGAGCGUAUGGGUGGACUUAAAGAGAAAGAGGCCUCAGCCAGAUGGUCUUAAACGACCUGCCGGUGCACAAUCCCACGGCCAUUUGUUACAUCCGCUCACUACGGACCGAUACCCUCGAAUGACCGAAGACACCUGCUGUCGUCACUUCAAACCAUCCUCGAAAAUAGCAUUACGAUAUCCCAGCAUACGCUUGCUUCGUUUCCCUAUCCAUAUUUAAAAUAAUCCGCUUCG